AUGGAGAAAGAGGAGACAUUUGUGGUGGAUGAAGAGCAGAGUCCACAAAGCAACCAGACGUGGCCUAUGGAUAUGAUCAAACACAGACGUUUCCAACACAAAAUGUCAUCUCUUUUGAGUCCAGUGACUCCCAAGAGAAACUAUAGCGUUAUUAGCAACAAUGCCAAGUCACUCCUCAAGAAGUACUCAAAGUCUGAUCCAAUCUCUCGUAAGCAGCGGUUUCCGGUUUCAUGCUCUGAUGAUGGGAUCUUGAUGGAUGGUGUACUUGUCACGUCAGCUUCUGAGAAGAAAGUUUUGGAUUCAGCUUCUAGAUUGAGUUCUCUUGGACGAUCUCCACGGUCUUCACUGGUACGGAGUCAGCAUAAGAAUAGCAGCUCUAUGAGCCUAUCAGGAGGAAACCAGGAGGAUACCACUAGGUCCCAGGCUUCUUCAGGUGAGAAGGUGAAGAUGUUGGGAGAUAGUCCUUGUACUAAACUAGAGACACCAAAGGCUGCUACUCCUUCAAAUCUAAACGCUGCUGCUGAACCAUUCACUCUCACACCAAAACCUUCACAAGGACUAGCUUCUCCCCUCCCAGUCAACCAACUCCCAUUUGACCAUGGUCCACGCAUUCAAUGGGUUAAUCCGCCUCCUCACCAGCAGCUGCGUCCGAGCUAUAAUAGUCAUUUGUACCUGCCUCCAAGCUACACUUACCCGAGAUCACUACAAGUUCCUGACCUCAAUCACCCACCCAGGUUUCCAAGACCCACUGGCUACCUAAUGCGCCAUGACUUCAUCUCACUACUUCCCACAACACCUCUCUCUACAAAGCCACCUCUUCACACUCCCAUAUCUACUAUCCCCACAGCCAAUCUCAGCACCAGUAAUACCACCCAUGACUCAACACUAGACUCUUCACUCUCUGUUGAUGUAGUGCUCAAAACAGUGACCCAAAAACAAGACUUGUCUUCACCACCUUCUGAUGAGCUCAAAACAUCAACGCACAAACCAGACAUUUCACCCUCUGCUGAACUUAGACUUGAAACUGUGACGACAGAGAAAGACUGGUCACCUUAUGAUGAUGGACUCUCAAGAUUCACACAAGAGCAAACUGAUUCUAUGAAGUCACAGGACAGAGUUCUCCCAGAUGGCGCUUUCCAGCAUUACAUAUACAGAAAGAGACUUCCGGUAUUCACUCAGAUAUGCUUGGAUGCCACCACCCAUUAG
Messenger RNA from Eruca vesicaria subsp. sativa (arugula), 1206 nucleotides. NCBI's taxonomy places the organism in Eukaryota, Viridiplantae, Streptophyta, Magnoliopsida, Brassicales, Brassicaceae. The record is from the annotation of a GenBank genome assembly.